Molecule: messenger RNA, 408 nt
Organism: Labrus bergylta (ballan wrasse)
Lineage: Eukaryota; Metazoa; Chordata; Actinopteri; Labriformes; Labridae
Gene: cenpx
Product: centromere protein X
Biological process (GO): replication fork processing; kinetochore assembly; DNA repair
Cellular component (GO): FANCM-MHF complex; Fanconi anaemia nuclear complex
Molecular function (GO): protein heterodimerization activity
Source: RefSeq, a predicted model, not a curated record
GUUUCUGUCACAGCGUCAAAACAUGGCGGAGAGGGAGGCAGAAGUUGGAUUCAAAAAGGAAACAGUAAGCAAACUGUUGUCAAGUUUCUUCAAGGAAGAAAAAACCAAACUAAGUGGUGACGCUGCACUGCUCAUGGCAGAGAUGCUCAGAGUGUUUGUUCAAGAGGCUGCUGUGCGAUCACAAAAACAAGCUGAAUCUGAGGACUGUGACCAAGUUGACAUCGAGCACUUUGAAAAGAUCUUACCUCAGCUGCUGCUGGACUUCUAGCACGUUGAUGCCACUAGAGGGAGCCAGAGUGUUGCCUUCAGUCCUUCUCGGUUCCUGCGUCUCCAAUUGAAGCUUUACUGAUGUUUACAUGUUCUGUAUAACUGCCAUUUCAUUGACACUUAAAUGUGUUCUAACAUUAA